Hylaeus volcanicus is the source of this 3480-nucleotide messenger RNA. It is a transcript of the gene RpI135, whose product is annotated as DNA-directed RNA polymerase I subunit RPA2. Lineage: Eukaryota; Metazoa; Arthropoda; Insecta; Hymenoptera; Colletidae. The record is from RefSeq and is a predicted model, not a curated record. Gene Ontology annotation, molecular function: ribonucleoside binding; DNA-directed RNA polymerase activity; DNA binding. Gene Ontology annotation, biological process: DNA-templated transcription. Gene Ontology annotation, cellular component: RNA polymerase I complex; nucleus. The coding region runs from base 16 to 3396 and encodes 1126 amino acids. The transcript has 16 exons.
CAGCGUGACGUCCACAUGUGCACAAAAAUGUUGAUCGAACCGAAAUUAACAAAUACAUCGAAAAACUUUGGCAAACCGCCUGACAAACAAAAUUCUUUGCUGCAAAACCUGGGCGCUCCACAUAUAGAUUCCUUCAAUUACAUGUUAGAAGAUGGCCUCUCAGAGGCUGUCCAGGACAACCCACACGUUUAUGUACACCUCUUAAACGGAGACAAAGUUGCUCUGUGGGUCGACGACGUUUCGAUUCAUCAGCCAACCGUUCCAAGUGGUACAAUUGGAGUGAAGAAUCAUAAGAUUUACCCUACAGAAUGUAGACAGCGAGGAUGUACUUACAAAGGAAAGAUAACUGCCAAGUUAGGUUGGUCCAUCAAUGGCAAGGUGCAAGAAAUUCUUGAGAGAGAUUUAGGAGAAAUUCCAAUUAUGAUUAAGUCCAAUCGAUGCCAUUUGAAUAAAAUGACUCCGAAAGAAUUGGUCCAUCAUGGAGAACACGAACAGGAGUGGGGUGGAUACUUUAUAGUCAAAGGACUCGAGAGAAUGAUAAGAAUGUUGUUGAUGACAAGGAGAAAUUAUCCCAUCGCCAUCAGAAGAUCGGGGUGGAAAGCUCGUGGCAUACAGUUUAGCGAUCUGGGGUUACUUUUAAGGAGUGUACGUGAUGAUAACACUGCAGCCAGCAAUACUUUACACUAUGUAACCGAUGGUUCGGCAAAGUUAAUGUUUACAUACAAGAAAAUUUUAUACUAUGUCCCAUUGAUAUUAAUGCUAAAGUGCCUGGUCGAUGUCUCCGACAUUUUCAUCUACAAUGCAUUAAUAGCUGGCUGUGAAGACGAUUUGUAUUACAAAGGUUGUAUCCUAAAUAUGUUACGAGCGAUACAUCAGCAAGAUCUACACAGUCACGAAGAAUGCAAAGCUUACAUAGGAAGGAUGUUUAGAAUAAAGUUUUACGAACUACCUCAAGAUGCUACGGAUAUAGAAGUUUGCGAUUUCAUUAUUAAACACUGUAUAGCCAUUCAUCUCAACAGACCACUGGAUAAAUUUUAUUUACUCGUUUUCAUGACAAAAAAGCUAUUCGCUCUCGCAAAUAAUAAAUGCGCAGUCGAAGGAGCCGACGCUGUGAUGAUGCAGGAAUGCCUACUCGGUGGCCACUUGUAUUUACAAGUACUAAAAGAGAAGCUGUACUCUUGGCUGACUGGUCUCAGAGCAGGCAUCUUAAAACGCGCGAGAAGCGCUGGUAACAGAUACAUUUUGAGUGUGCAGGAAAUACUGAACGUAAUAAAACAUGGAAACUCGCUUGAAUCGCAGAUGGAAAAUUUCUUGUCCACUGGAAGCAUAAGGUCGCCGACAGGUUUAGGGUUGAUGCAGAAUACAGGUCUUACUAUUGUCGCUGAAAAUAUUAACAGAAUGCGUUAUAUGAGCCAUUUUCGCGCGAUACACAGGGGUUCCUUCUUCCAAGAGAUGAGGACCACGGAAGCUAGACAAUUGCUGCCAGAUGCAUGGGGCUUUAUCUGCCCUGUCCAUACACCCGACGGUGCACCCUGUGGUCUUCUCAACCAUUUAACCAUGAAUUGCAUAAUUACAAAGCAUCCAGACCCAAAGUUCAAGUCCAACAUCCCUAUUGUAUUGAUGGACCUUGGAAUGAUUCCACUAUCGAUUGCUGACAAUUGGAGGGACUCCUAUGUCAUACUGUUAGAUGGAACGUUGAUUGGGUUAAUCGACGACAGUAUAGUUUCCAGAGUGACCGAUAAAUUGAGAUUACUUAAAAUAAAAGGGGAAGAGGUUCCAAACACGAUGGAGAUAGCACUGGUACCCAAGAAGAACGUACCAGCUCAAUAUCCAGGAUUGUAUUUAUUCACAAGUCCAGCUCGCAUGAUGAGGCCAGUGAUGAAUCUGGCUGCUAAAAGGAUCGAAUACAUAGGAACGUUCGAACAAAUUUAUUUGGAAAUCUGCGUGACACCCGAAGAAGCCUACGAAGGACUGACGUCGCACCAAGAAUUGUCAAAGACAGCUUUCUUAAGCAAUCUGGCAAGUCUCAUACCAAUGCCAGACUGCAAUCAGAGUCCGCGAAACAUGUAUCAGUGUCAAAUGGGCAAGCAAACGAUGGGUACUCCGUGCCACACGUGGCAACUGCAGUCUGAAACUAAAUUGUACAGGUUGCAAACACCCUCGACACCAUUUUUUCGACCUGUGCAUCACGAUAAAAUUAAUCUCGAUGAUUUCGCUAUGGGUACCAAUGCAAUAGUCGCAGUCAUCUCUUACACAGGAUACGAUAUGGAGGACGCGAUGAUUAUAAACAAAGCAGCUUACGAUAGAGGUUUCGCGCAUGGGAUGAUUUACAAAUCCGAAUUUGUGGAUCUGAAAGAUCAAAAGAGUUACUUUUCACGGAAUCCAGAUAAACCUGAGCUUGCCGAAAAAUUGGAUGCCGAUGGCCUUCCUAUAAUAGGCACUACUAUCAAGGAAGGCGACGUCUAUUAUUGUUACUAUGACGCUGACCAGUCGACAUACGUUAAUGGUAAAUAUCACGGGAAAGAAGACGCUUAUAUCGACACCGUAAAGCUCUGUGGAACCUUGCACAACGAUAUUCCACGCAGAGCUUGCAUUACCUUUCGCAUUUCACGUAACCCGAGCGUUGGCGAUAAAUUCGCUUCGAGAGCAGGUCAGAAAGGUAUCUGUUCGCAAAAGUGGCCCGCAGAGGAUCUACCAUUCACGGAAACUGGCUUGAUUCCAGACAUUGUAUUCAAUCCCCAUGGCUUUCCAAGUCGUAUGACGAUAGCCAUGAUGAUCGAGGUGAUGGCUGGAAAAUCAGCAGCCAUACAUGGACUGGUGCACGACGCAACGUCCUUCCGAUUCAACGAGGAGGAAACUGCUGUUGAAUAUUUUGGAAAGCUUCUGGAACGCGGUGGUUACAAUCAUUACGGAACAGAGAGAAUGUAUUCGGGGAUAGACGGAAGGGAAAUGACUGCUGACAUUUUCUUUGGGAUUGUACAUUAUCAACGAUUGAGACACAUGGUCUCGGAUAAGUGGCAGGUCAGGAGCACUGGACCAAUCGAUAUUUUAACGAGGCAGCCCAUAAAAGGCAGACGCAGAGGUGGUGGUGUACGAUUUGGAGAGAUGGAACGAGAUUCCUUGAUAGCUCACGGCUGCUCUUUUCUUCUUCAAGACCGUCUUUUUCACUGUUCGGACAAGACUACGACUUCGGUGUGCCAAAAAUGUGGAACAUUGCUGGGUCCAGUGAUGGAGGUGUCUUUAAACGCGCCGAGAUUAGGCGACAGAACGAGAUGUCGUCUUUGCGGAGACGACAAAUCCGUAAGGGAAGUGGAUAUACCGUACAUUUUUCGAUAUCUCGUGACACAAUUAACGUCCUGCAACAUCAACGUAAAAUUGUCAUUCGCGGAGAAAUAAAACCAUAAAUCACGGAAAUAAAACAAUACUUGUACACUUUUAUACUAUCAUCUAGUAAUAAUAAUACUUUAUUUUUUUAUAACA